Myotis myotis is the source of this 5495-nucleotide messenger RNA. RefSeq names its product leucine rich repeat containing 61 (gene LRRC61). Gene Ontology annotation, biological process: outer dynein arm assembly. The transcript is spliced from 3 exons. The record is from RefSeq and is a predicted model, not a curated record. Lineage: Eukaryota; Metazoa; Chordata; Mammalia; Chiroptera; Vespertilionidae. Gene Ontology annotation, cellular component: cytoplasm. Gene Ontology annotation, molecular function: protein binding. The coding region runs from base 4143 to 4922 and encodes 259 amino acids.
UGGGUGAGCUAUGAAAGCUCUUUCUGAAACUGCUUUCACUGUAGAAAGAAAUAAACCCUGAGAUACAGUAGCCCUUUUAAGAGGGAGGUGUAUGCACGCAUGCAUGUGCACAUCAGUCUUCUUAGGGUCUGUACUUUUUCCUGUUAGACCCCAUGGUGGCCGGAGGACUCUGAUUAAUAGGACUGCCCAGCUACUGAAGAAGAGUGAAUUGAGGAGGGCUGAGGCACUCAUUCUUUAAACUGUUUUUACCUAUAGUUUGUUUCCACACUGCUGGAGACCUGGGGUUUCUUCUUUUCUAUGGUGUUAGCUGUCUCAGAAAGCUUCCAUGCUCAGCAGGCUCUAGGUGGCGAAGUAUAUAUUUCACCCACACCUCCCCUUGUCCCUGGCCACUUCUAGAGGGCAAAUCCCUAUCUGGAAGCCAGAAAGGCUGUGUAUCAGACCAACUAGUAAUGGACCGCCUAGAGCAGCGGUCGCCAACGGGUGGUCUGUGGACCACUGGCGGUCCGUGAGGUCCAAAAGGUUGGCGACCACUGGCCUAGAGUUCCAGCAGGGCAGAGUGCAGGAGCUGAGCGGGUAGGAUCCAGGAACUGGUGGCCUCAGGUGGGAGAGGAAGGAGGUGCGGAGGAAGACAGUAGGAGCAGGCCUGUCACACCCCACAAGACCCAAAUCUGGCUCUCCUGAGGUGCUGGACCACUAGGAGAGGUGGCGCUGAGGGGAAGUAGGUAGAGGCAGGGGGAGGUACUCAAGGCCUAACUUGCACUUUGGCCAUGAGGGUGAACCUGGAGGCCUGCCCCUAGCCUCCCCCAGAGGGGUUGUCAGUCCUGUGUCACUAAGACUGAUUCACUUUAGGGCAUUUGUAAGUUGCUGAAUAUGAGGAAUCAGGAAAAAUUAACCAUAAUCCUUUCAUUCAACCUCUGUUAAUACAUUGACAUACUUCCUUUAUUUUGAGAUCAUACCCCCUGGACUAGUUAGUAUGCUGUGUUUUCAUUUUAAUAGUACAUAAUGUACCUACUUAUAUAAAGCUUUGUAGAGAUCACAUUUAAUGGUUGGAGUAGCAUGAUUUGAAUUAAAGUCUGGCCUCCAGGUGUUUAGGCCAUGACUCCUCUCCCCCAGCUCUUAGGAGGGCAUGUCACAGGCUUCCUGAGGUGAGCUUGUGGGUGAGUGGCUGGGAUCGUGGCUGUACUCCUCACCAUGCUGACGCCAAAUCAAGUGCAUUGGGUAGUAAGAUCAGGGCAUGGGCUCUGGACCUCUAGGUGCCUGCCUCCCUUAAAUGUACGUGUGGCUCAGACUUGAAUGAGCACCACCUAAUAGUGUCUUAAGACCCUGGGGUCCCAUCCCUCUUUCCAAAUUCUGAUUAAGUGGGUUGGGGGUGGGGGCAAGAAUGUGAUGUGCCUUAAAGUUGUCCUAGGCAGUUCUCAGGAGAGGUGCUGUCCUGUGCUGUUUGGCAUCACUGAACUGGCUCUGGUAUUCUCGGAGAGAGAGAGGCUGGGAUGGAGGAGCAGGCAUGUGAGGGAGCUGGGGAGUGAAAGGAACAUGAUGAGACAGAAGUGUGAUGGUCCUAAGCUUGGGCAUAGCAGUGGUUCUCAAUGGGACAUUUUUGUUCCCCAGGGGACAUUUCGCAAUAUCUGGAGGCAUUUUGGUCGUCACAGCUUGUGGAUAGAAACAGGAAUGCUGCUAAACCCCCUGCAGUGCACAAGACAUCCCCCAAACACUCAGCGGCCCUGAAUGUCAAUAGUGCCAGGAUUGAACCCUGCUCUAGACUGGGACGUGGAGGAAAUGGGUGAGGAAGGUCCCCAGCUCACCAAAGUGGCCUGGUGCCUGUCCCCUGAGGCUGCUCUGGGUUGAACCAUUUCUCCCCUAGACUUAGCUCUGCCCUGGCUGACUCCUGGGCAUCAUUUUCUGGCCCAUUUCCUACGUAGGUAAACUGACACUCAGCAGAGGCUGCCUGCACAGGCAGAUAGGCCUCCCUGUGAGACCCGAGGGUCAAUGUGUCUUAGUCGCUGUCUCAUCCGUGCAACCAAGUUCUUGGUGCAGACUCACAUGUUGGGCCAAGAGCCUCUAUUGGCUCAUUUGCAUAACAAGACCAGGAGGACUCCCGUUUUUUAGAGAAAUGUUGACAGGUGGGGGUGGGGAGUCAUUCUCCCAUUGUGCAGAGCCUGCUGCUGGCUUGUGCAUCACAGCAGGUGGGUUUGGACAGAUGGGUAGACACAGGCUGUUCUCAGUCCUGCCCAGACCUGUCUGGUUGAGGUGUACAGAUCUGUGAUAAGAUGGGGACCAUGAGAAGAGCAGAGGUUGUGGCACAGGAGGAACAACGUGGUGCUGUUGUGUAACCGCAGGCGACGGGGUGAUACCCACGGCUGCUGGAGGGCAUGGGCCUUGGUAGGCCCGAUUUCUAGCUUCAUCAUGAUCUUUCUGCUCCACUGUUUCCUCUUCUGCGAAAAGCCUUCAUCCCAGCUUUAAGGUGGGAUGCAGACACAUAGUUCUCUCUGUCUGUCUCCCUUGCUCUGCCCACUCCCCUUGAUCUUUCUCACCCUUUGUAGCCACCACGUUCAUCUGAACAAUCACCCAGUCCCUCAGGGCAUCAUGCCCUCACCAUCACAGGCUGCUGUGGCUCACCUCUGUCUGAGAAUGCCCCUGAGUCCGGUGUGGUGUUUGAACAGUGUUGAUCAUCCUCUCCUUGAAAGUUACAAUUUCUCCCUCUUGCUGCUCAGCCAUAUCCUCAUUCAGCCUCGUAAAGGUUGGUGUCCGGAAUUCCGCCCUUGACCUCUCCACUGUACACCACGUGAAUAGUGACCACUUUCACCAUCAAAUAAUGCAUGUCUGGGGAGGAUUGGGGAGGAUAUGGAAAUUCCUGCAGAGAGGCCUACAGAUAAUGGAAGAGGUCUGUGUCCCCAAAAGCCUGGCCAGCUGUGCCACACGCUCUCACCAGGCACCUGUGCAGGUCAUGCCUUCAGCCUAGAGCAUCAUCUGUCUCCUAAGCCCAAUGCCCCAUGGUCACCUCAGACAAGGUCUUGCCCCCUAGGCUGUCCCAUCUGUGUCCUGAGUGUUUGAGAAGGAAGUCCCUGCAUCCAGUCACCUGGCCAGAUCCGUGCAUGUUUUAUUAUUCUAGACCCUCGUCCCUCUGUAUCGCUCCACUGCCCUCAGUGAGGUCCUUGUCUCACUAGUGCAGGUGUCUAGGGCCCCUUGAGCACCCAUGCUCUGGGCCAGAGCAGUUUUAACCAGAGGCACAAGGGACUACCUACUGCCUGUUGGCAAAACCCAGCAGAUCCUGUCUGUGUAGAGUGAACCAGGUUUCCUAGUAGAUGCCUCCAGUCCCUUUUGGAAAGAAAUGCAAUCGAAAUGAGAACUUGCUGGAGAGUUGCAGACCAGAGGAGAGCUAGAUAGAGAUGUAGGGACCCCCUUCUCAGAGAUGGGACUGGGAGGGGAAGCGCUGUUGGUAGCUUUCCCAGCUUCCUGGCAGAGGAAUGGGAGGAGCUCUGAGCCUGGUUUCCUUGGAGAGGGGAAAAUAUUAAGUGGCCUUGAUUAUGGAAACGCAGACUGGGGACUGCUGACACUCUGGGAGGCCCAGGUUUUGUCAACAGGAGUGAAUGGUUCCAUAGUUCUUUGCAGGCGUCAGUGCAUGGCCUGGGCCUGACCAAAGUCUGCGGAGUUGGGAAACUGCCAUUUGGAGCAGAGGUCCCUUCUUGUUUUUCUCUGCUGAAACCUUGACCCCUCUGUGGGCGGCAGGACCCUCCCCAAGGCCUCCUCCCUCAUGCUCGUUCUGCACUGGCACCUGGGCUGCUGCUGUCCCACAGCCACUGAUGACUUGAAAUGCCCCUACCCUGCCUUUCUGGAGCCAACUUUGGUGCCACCCUGCCCUCCCUCCAGGAUGGGCCCCACCUCUCCAGCCUCCUUGCUUUCUUUGGAAAUGAUGUCAUGUUUGCAGCCGGAACAGUGGUUGAUGCUGUUCUGUUGACUGGUAAAGGACUAGUGUGGACAGGUGUGUUUCCUGUCUAGGACUGAAGGCUGGUCCUCUGAAGGACCAGAGGUUAUAAACUGGCCCACAUAAUCUAGAAACCAUUUUGAAUUUACAUUUUAAAAAGUGAACAGCCAGCUGGCCCCCAGACUGUCAAGGCCCAGACCACCUGGACUGACGUCGUCUCAUGGAGCCUCAGGGUGAGAAGCCAGGAGAGGCCGACGGGGUGCGCAUCACCCCCCAGAUGCUCAAGUCCUGCUCGGGCGAGUUUGCCCUGGAGUCCGUCCUGCUGCUGAAGCUACGAGGCCUGGGACUGGUGGACCUCGGCUGCCUGGGAGAGUGCCUGGGUCUCGAGUGGCUGGAUCUGUCUGGCAACGCGCUCACCCAGCUGGGCCCCCUGGCCUCCCUGCGCCAGUUGGCCGUCCUCAAUGUUGCCAACAAUCGGCUGACAGGGCUGGAGCCACUGGCUGCCUGCGAGAACCUGCAGAGUCUCAAUGUUGCAGGCAACCUGCUGGCCACCCCUAGCCAGCUGCAGUGUCUGGCGGGGCUGCGGGGCCUGGAGUACCUGCGGCUCCGGGACCCUUUGGCCCGGCUCAGCAACCCUCUCUGUACCAGUCCCUCCUACUGGACGGUGGUCCGAGAGCUGCUGCCAGGCCUGAAGGUCAUCGACAGUGAGCGUGUGACUGGGCGUGGCAGUGAAUUUUACCAGCUGUGUCGGGACCUGGACUGCUCCUUGCAGCCCAGCUCCAGCCCAGGCCCCAGCACCACUGAGGCCCAGCCCUGGGUGGAGUCAGGGUACUGGGAGUCCUGGCCGCCCCGGAGCAGUUCCAUCCUGGAGGAGGCCUGCCGGCAGUUCCAGGACACGGUGCAGGAGUGCAGAGACCUGGACCGCCAGGCCGCUGACAGCCUGGCCCAGGCCGAGCAGCUACUCAGUCCUGCGGGUACCGCCUCCUCCUUUGUCUUCUAAUUGUGCCCCAUGGCCCCGGACAGCGUGGCAUAAGGCCAUGAGGUCGGCACAGUGUGACCCAGCAGCCAUCUCCCCUCCUGCCUCUGCACUUGUCUUCACUGUUCCAUCACGCUGGUCACUGUCCCUGCAAACUGCGCUAUUCAUUUAUCCCUGUUCCUAGGAGCAGACCCCCUCCCUCCCACUCCUACCUCAAGAAAAUCCCUGUGUUCUUCAGGGAAGCACUUCCCCUGGGCUUCAAGCAGGUGUCAGGACCCUCCAUUAGCAGCUGGCACUGUGUGUCUGUCCUGCCACCUAUGCCAUACGCCUGGGGAGGAGGGUCCAGGCCUUUGUCUGCCACUCCUGGCUGCUCAGGCCUCAGACUGGCGGAAGAAAGCUGCUACUCCCUAAGGGUAAAGGUGGCAAAGGAAGGGAUGGAGUGCCCCCCAUCCCAGUGGUGCUGGAAAUAGAUAUGAGCAGAGCACAGAGCAUGGAAGCUGGCAUUUGCCCCUUUCCAGAUGUGCCUACCCGCCAGUCCCGUGUCUCCAGGGAGCCUUCACUGCCCAUUCUAAGCCCUAUUAAAUAUUUCUGUUUUAA